AUGUCUUAUGGAAAUGUCGACGGCGCAAAGCCCGCGGAUUCGCUAGGAUUUAUGCAACGACUGAGCCCGUCAGUAACGUACUUGGAGCCGACAACAAGCACAAUAGCUUCUGCGAACACCAAUGCACGAGCAGAUCCGGAACUCAUUUUGUUGUCGACAUGGAUGGGAGCGAGGGAGAAUCACAUCGCGAAGUACGUCCAGGAAUACCGUGUCAUUUUCCCGAAUUCGCGUAUUCUCGUCGCCCAAUGUCCAUUUACGCAUGUUGUACUGCCAUUCUUGGCAUGGACGCAGAUCCGCCCAGCGGUGCCUAUCUUGAAAGAAGUCGUCGAGUCCGAAACUAGGCAACGCAUCAAGGACGACGUUAGCAGCGUCUUGACUGGAAGAUCUACAACACCGCGAGUGCUUAUUCAUGCCUUUUCCAAUGGCGGCAUCAGCACAACCUUGUUCCUCUACAACGCUCUCAAGCGCUCACUCGGAGGCAGGUUCAUUCUGCCGCAACACGUCUUCAUCUUUGAUUCCUGCCCUGGAACAUUCAAGUGGCGCAACACGGCCAGAGCCAUCAUGAAGAUCUUACCACGCUGGACUUCACCGGUCGUGCACGCUAUGCUCUUCUCCAUCUGGCUCUUUUAUCGCGUCGUACCAGUGCUGCAGCCUCGACAAAACGUCAAUUCGCGAACGAUACGAAAUCCUCGAUUCCAAGAGUUCGAACUCCGUCGUACCUACCUGUACGGUACCGACGAUCAAAUGAUUCCGCCCAGCGAUGUCGAAUACGAAGCAGGAUUGGCAGCGGAAGCCGGAUUCAAUGUACGCCUGGAGCGCUUCGACGGCGCCACGCACGUUGCCAUCCCCAUGUCACACCCUGAGUCAUACUGGCGUGUCGUGAGAGAAUCCUGGUAUGGAGAGGAGCCAGCAAGAAGUGUUGUCGUCGAGGGUCGCGACGGGAGCCUUGCCAAUACUGGCGUCGAAAUCAGCUCGGAGACGGUUACCAAGGAAAUCAGUCUCGUAGACCAUGAGAAGACGGUCUCUGAAGAAGCCAGUAUCUUGGUGGAAGAUAUCAAGAGCGAUGGAAAUGAAGCCCUCAAGGCUGUGGAAAAAGCAGCUCAGGAACCCUCAAACAGUGCACAGUACGUGGCAGAGACUGUCGCGGCCAAGUGUGACGAUAUCAAGAAGCAGUCUCAGAUUGUUGCUGAAAAGGCGCAGUCCAAGGCUGAAAUUUUGGAGGCUGACAUCCCCACCACGAUUGAACAAGGCGAGACCAUGGUGAAGCAGCUCAAGACAGAAGCAGCAGGCUCCGUCCAAGGAGUAGAGAUCAAGGCCAACAGAAGAAGCCUUGACAAGGAAUCUGACUCCAUCGUCGAGGAUAUCAGAACUUCCGCCGCUCAUAGGACCAAACAAGCAGAGAAGACAGCGAAAAGGGUCGAGAAGGAAGCCGCCGCGUCUGCCAAACCCUUGGAGAAGAAGUUGGCCAGUGACGGCAUGGGCAAACAUGCCGAGCGUUCCAUGACGCCAGACACCAGUACAGCGCUUCAGGCUGCCCUUGCCGCGGCGGCCUCAUCGAGCCCAGAGGCGGCAAAGGCGGCAAGCCCCAAGACUCUCGCCCACAGCCGUAGCACCAGUAACGGCAGCCGCAGUGGUUUGCAGGAGCUUGCGGCGCGGUCCGGCAGCAAGGUGGACAACAGCAAGGCCAAACCGUCCGAGGCCAAGGUCUCGCAGGCGGAGCUGAUCAAGGUAGAAGAGCCUGCUGCGGUGGUUGCGCAGCCAGCUGAACAGAAGCCGGCGGAGCCAAAGGCCGAGCAAAAGGUACAAGUUGAGCAGCCCAAGCCGGAACAGCCCAAGCCGGCCAGCAGCAGCAAGGCCAAGAAGACCAAGAAGAAUGGCAAAAAGUAA
Molecule: messenger RNA, 1887 nt
Organism: Cordyceps militaris CM01
Lineage: Eukaryota; Fungi; Ascomycota; Sordariomycetes; Hypocreales; Cordycipitaceae
Exons: 1
Coding region: 1-1887 (628 amino acids)
Source: RefSeq, a predicted model, not a curated record